Molecule: messenger RNA, 414 nt
Organism: Paramecium tetraurelia
Lineage: Eukaryota; Ciliophora; Oligohymenophorea; Peniculida; Parameciidae
Exons: 2
Source: RefSeq, a predicted model, not a curated record
AUGGCAAUUACUUUUCUUUUAGUAAUUAUAUUCUUAGUUGCAUUGUUGUUUAUGGCACCAAAUUUUAUUACAAAAAUAAUUAGACAACCUCGUUAACAGGAAUAAACUAAUAGUAAAUUGACACAAAUGCAAAUUUUGAAUUAAUUAUUUGAUUAAAAAGCCAAUCAAAACUCAAAGAGCAAAGGAUGUAUCACUUUAAGAGGAGAAAUAUUUAAUGAAGAGUAACAAGAAAUUAUCUCUUAAUUGACGUCGAUAUGUGAUGUGAUAUGCUUGAGUAGAACAGACUAGCCUAAUCUGCCAAAAGGUAUGUUGGAUGCAGUGCAAUAGUAAGAUCACUCAAACCUAAACUACAUAUUGAUGAUUAAUAAUAUGAAAAUUUACAUAAUUUUGUUAAAAUCGUACCAUGGUCAAUGA